UUGAAUUUAGAUAGAAAAAAAUUAGUUAAAAAGUUGAAGGAAGAACGAUUUAUUGACGCGAGAAAAAUCUCUGAAAUCGAAAAAAAAUGUCGCGAAAACGAAGAAACGGCCAACAUUGAGAAUGAAAGCCCAGAAGGACGAAAUUACACCGUUAGCGUCGCAGUUCCUGGGUCGAUUUUGGAUAAUGCCCAGACGCAUGAACUGAGGACUUAUUUGGCUGGUCAGAUAGCUCGAGCGGCUGCCAUCUUCGAAGUAGACGAAAUUGUGGUGUUCGACGAAUUUUCGAAGACAACGGAAAAGUUGUAUGGCUUUACACAGAAUAGCAAUAUACUGAUGGUGAAAAUUCUGCGUUAUCUCGAGUGUCCCCAGUAUCUGCGCAAACAUAUGUUUCCUCUUCAGAAAGACUUGCGUUAUGCCGGCUUGUUGAACCCAUUGGACUGUUUUCAUCACUUUCGAGUCACGGAUCUUUCUGUUCCUUACAGAGAGGGCGUAGUGUUGGACAAAUCAGUCAAGGCCGGCCGUGGCUCGUUCGUAUACGUUGGUCUUCACAAGGUAAAUCAAAUUUUUUUCUUCUGCGUUUACAGUUUUGCGAAAGAAGCCUGGUCGCUUAGGCAGGAGUCUUGA
This is a messenger RNA of Soboliphyme baturini, 624 nucleotides long. The record is from the annotation of a GenBank genome assembly. Lineage: Eukaryota; Metazoa; Nematoda; Enoplea; Dioctophymatida; Soboliphymatidae.